This is a messenger RNA of Lasiodiplodia theobromae, 1212 nucleotides long. RefSeq names its product Fungal specific transcription protein. The record is from RefSeq and is a predicted model, not a curated record. NCBI's taxonomy places the organism in Eukaryota, Fungi, Ascomycota, Dothideomycetes, Botryosphaeriales, Botryosphaeriaceae. The transcript has a single exon. The coding region runs from base 1 to 1212 and encodes 403 amino acids.
AUGCCACCAAGCGGCGAACGCAUCGUCAGCACCAGCACCGGCGACAUCCUCGGUAGCCGCUGGGGACGGCCAACAGCAUCCUCGUUGUCCUUUCCCCCCGCGCCGCGUCGACGACCCGCGCCGCAGACCACAACCGCCACUGCGCCGCAACCACAGUCGGUCGAGAGAACACACAAUGGCGGCGACAUCAUAGGCAGUCGGCGAGCAGCGGCGGCGGCUACAGCGGCGCCGCCCGAGCCCAUCAUCAGCACCAUCGACGAAGGCGACAUCAUCGGCCGGCGCUGGGUACCUACCAUCGACCGCCCGAACAGCAACAACAAGCAGCAACUCCUCUCCUCGCGCCACGCAACGCCGUCUCCCCACAGCAACAGCAACAGCAACAGCCGCAGUCCCGCGCCGAGCCGCUCCACCACCACAACCACCGAUCCCGCUCCGGCAGCGGGAGGAGGCCAACGCCAACAGCAGCAACAAGCACACCAACAACUCGACAAGCUCAAACGCCUCAUCGACCGCCUCUCCUGGAAAUCCCACACCCUCGUCUUCACGCAAUCGGUCGCGCUGCAAUCCGGCGCGGCCAUGGCCAACGCCGAAUCGUCGUCGACGACGACUUACGCGCAGCCGACGACCAUGUUCAAGCUCGACUUCUUCGAGUACUACGCCCUGCUCGAGCGCAUCCUCGUGCUCUUCCUCGGCUUCCACCGCGUGCCGCUGCCAUCCAACAAAAUCAAUGGUGGCGAGCUUCUUCCGAUAUCAGGGAAGGGCGGCGCGUGGGGCCACAGGUACCACGAGAGCGUGCUGGAGGCGCUGGAGGGCGCGAAGACGCGGGGUGGCGGGUUGGAGGCGUUGGGGAGUGAGGAAGUAAUAGCGGUGCUGCGCCGCGCGAAGGGGUUCCGCAAUCGGUGGAAGGAUGCGGAUGAGCAGGUCGUGCCGGCGUGGGAGUGGCAGCGGGAGGAGGUGGAGGAGUUGCGGUUGGUGGAGUUGUUGGAGGUGGUGUUGCGGGCGUUGGAGAGGGCGUACAGGGGGGCGGAGGCGAGUCUGGCGGGUGCAGUGAAUGGUGGCGUUGCGGAUGGGAGUGAGAAUGGGAAGGGAACGUGGUUGGAGGUUGGGGGCUUGCAGCAUGGGUAUGUGGAUGAGGAUAUGGAGGAUGCGCCGUGGGAGGCGGUGGGGGAUGCGAUGGAGGAUGUUAUGGAUAUGGAUAUGGAUGUGGAAUGA